Molecule: messenger RNA, 644 nt
Organism: Thamnophis sirtalis
Lineage: Eukaryota; Metazoa; Chordata; Lepidosauria; Squamata; Natricidae
Source: RefSeq, a predicted model, not a curated record
AGCCAAUUGCUGUUGAAGUAUUCUCAGGUGAUGGACGCAACUACCUCCUAGCGUUUCAAAAAGGAGUGAGAAAUAAAGUCUAUCAAAGGUUUUUGGCUGUUGUUCCAUCUUUAACUGACAGCUCAGAGUCAGUAUCCGGACAACGACCUAAUACCAGCGUUGAACAAGGAUCUGGCUUGCUGAGCACUCUUGUAGGGGAGAAAUCUGUUACACAAAGAUGGGAGAGAGGUGAAAUCAGUAACUUCCAGUACCUGAUGCACUUAAACACUUUGGCGGGUCGAUCCUAUAAUGACCUUAUGCAAUAUCCUGUCUUUCCAUGGAUCCUUGCUGACUACGAUUCAGAGGAAUUGGAUCUUAACAACCCAAAGACAUUUAGAAACUUGGCCAAACCAAUGGGGGCCCAGACUGAUGAGAGAUUAGCUCAAUAUAAAAAGCGCUACAAAGACUGGGAAGAUCCCAAUGGUGAAACCCCGGCCUAUCAUUAUGGCACCCACUAUUCAUCAGCAAUGAUAGUAGCUUCAUACCUUGUGCGAAUGGAACCUUUCACACAGAUAUUUUUAAGACUGCAGGAUUGUACUUUGAGAACUACCUGGACUAUCCCCAAUCAGAAAGUGACACUGAAUCCCAAAAUUAACAGUCCCUGA